AUGUCGUACGAAGACAAGAAGGAUGCCCUCCCCGGGUACGGCAAUGACAAGGCCGUCGCCACCCUCGAGGCUGGCUCCGUCGAUGAGAUUCCCGCUGGCGAGCUCAACGCCUUCGGUCAGAUGCAGGGUGAGCAGCUGACCCACCAGCUCAAGCCUCGUCAUCUUGCCAUGAUUUCCAUCGGUGGUGUCAUUGGUACAGGUCUCUUCGUCGGUACCGGUGGUGCUCUCGCCCAUGCUGGUCCCCUCGGUCUCUGGCUCGGUUACAUGCUCAUGGGAUCCGUCUGCUACAGUAUGAUGAUGUGUCUCGGUGAGAUGAUCUCCUACCUCCCCAUUCCCGGAGGACCCAUCAAGCUCGCUGAGCGAUUCGUCGGCAAGCCCCUCUCCUUUGCCCUUGGUUUCAACUACGCAUACAACUGGCUCAUUGUCCUCCCCGCCGAACUCUCCGCCGCCGCUCUCCUCGUCGAAUACUGGACCGACGUCAACGCCGGUGUCUUCAUUGCCAUCUUCCUCGUCGCCGUCGUCUCCAUCAACUUGCUCGGCACACGUGCCUACGGAGAGGCCGAGUUCUGGUUCGCCUCCAUCAAGGUCAUCACCAUCGUCGGCCUGAUCAUCCUCUCCAUCUGCAUCGACCUCGGUGCCGGCAAGGAGGGCCGCAUCGGCUUCCGCUACUGGAAGAACCCCGGUCCCUUUGUUCAGUACUCUGAGAUCGCCGGAUCUUGGGGACGCUUCCUCGGAUUCUUCUCCGUCCUGAUCCAGUCUGCCUUCUCCUACAUUGGUACCGAGAUCGUCGCCAUCGCCGCCGGUGAGGCCCGCAACCCCAGGAAGUCGGUCACCAGCGCCAUCAAGAAGGUCUGGAUCCGAAUCGUCUUCUUCUACGUCGUCGGUACCUUCUGCAUCGGUCUCGUCUGCCCUUCCAACGCCCCCACCCUCACCAAGGGUGCCAAGGUCAACCGAUCUCCCUUCGUCGUUGCCAUCCGAGUUGCCGGUAUCAAGGGUCUUCCUUCCGUCAUCAACGCCGCCCUGAUCACCUCGGCCGUCAGCGCUGCCUCGUCGGACAUCUACACCUCGUCCCGAGCCAUCUACUCUCUGUCCAUCGCCGGCCAGUUGCCUCGAAUCUUCGCCAGGACUACCAAGCGAGGACUCCCUUACGUCUCUGUCCUCUUCUCUGUCCUCUUCUCCUUCCUCUCCUUCCUCGACCUGGGCAGCGGUUCUUCCGUCGUCUUCAACUGGUUCGCCUCGAUGACUGCCGUCUGCGGUCUGUCUUCUUGGUUCUGCAUCGGUGUCAUGCACGUUCAGUUCACCAGGGGUCUCAAGGCUCAGGGUCUUGACAAGAAGAGCCUCCUGCCCUUCGUCGCUACCGGCAGCACCUUCAUGUCGUGGUGGGUCAUCUUCUGGACCUCCAUCGUCAUCCUCUUCUCUGGCUUCGACGUCUUCCUGGCUGCCAACGCACCCUUUGACGUCUCCACCUUUGUCACCACCUACAUUCCCAUCCCCGUCUUCCUCAUCAUGUUCUUCGGAGCUUGGAUCUACUACGGAAAGGACUCGGUCGUCAGCGUCCAGAACAUCGACUUCUUCACCGGUAUCAAGGAGAUCGAGGCUGACACCUACGAGGAGCCCGCUCCCAAGAACCUCUGGGAGAAGACCUGGAAGGUCAUCUGCUAA
Messenger RNA from Microstroma glucosiphilum, 1662 nucleotides. Its product is annotated as putative general amino acid permease. Gene Ontology annotation, molecular function: amino acid transmembrane transporter activity. The coding region runs from base 1 to 1662 and encodes 553 amino acids. The record is from RefSeq and is a predicted model, not a curated record. Gene Ontology annotation, biological process: amino acid transmembrane transport. Lineage: Eukaryota; Fungi; Basidiomycota; Exobasidiomycetes; Microstromatales; Microstromataceae. The transcript has a single exon. Gene Ontology annotation, cellular component: membrane.